AUGGCUUUCUACGAGGACCAGUCGGGCGAUCAACCUUUUGGAAGGAAGCCGUAUGAAGGUGGAGUUGCAGGGCCGCGCCGUCCAAGACUGGUUACUGACUAUGGCUCGUCUCUCGUCCAAUACAUGCGCACGCGGCGACCGCGGUAUAAAGGAGGACAUCGGAUGGAGAUGGAGAGACCCAGUGCGAGCUAUAUAGUGGAUAUGGUCCCGCCAUUGGCACGAAUUCAUUCCCCUGCAGACACCAUUCCCGUACGGCAUCUACACCAGUCAAUUGGUAAAUCGAAAAAGCCCAUCACAGUCGUGCGAUGGACGCCGGAAGGGAGGCGGUUGUUGACGGGAGGCCAUACCGGAGAGUUCAUGUUAUGGAAUGGAAUGGCGUUCAAUUUCGAGACAGUCAUGGAUGCACAUUAUGACCAGCUACAAGCAGGUGUGACUUCGCUGGCGUGGUCGCAUAGCCAUGACUGGUUGAUUUCGGGAGGACAAAAGGGCGACAUCAAAUAUUGGCGACCGAACUUCAACAACGUGGAGACAAUCGAUGAUGCUCAUCACGAUGCUGUACGAGACCUAGCGUGGUCUCCCAGCGACACGAAAUUUCUUUCCGCGUCCGAUGACACGACCCUGAAAAUUUUCGACUUUACCUCACGGACUGCCGAUACGAUCCUGACAGGUCACAACUGGGAUGUUAAAUCGUGCGAUUGGCAUCCGACUAAAGGACUGCUCGUUUCGGGUUCAAAGGACCAUCAAGUCAAGUUCUGGGAUCCCCGCACCGCACGGUGCUUGACGACCCUCCACAGCCAUAAGAAUACUGUUACAACUACGCGCUUCUCCCGAGUGAAUACCAAUCUUCUUGCGACGUCAUCACGCGACCAGACCGCGAGGGUGUUUGAUCUGCGCAUGAUGAGGGAUAUCUGUAUUCUGAGGGGUCAUGAGAAGCCCAUCUCAUCUCUCACGUGGCAUCCUAUCCAUAGCUCCCUCAUUUCCACAGGUAGCGAGGACGGUUCACUGUACCAUUACCUGCUUGACGAACCAAACCUGCCUUCAGGGCAGGUCCCCACAACCGCGCCGUAUGACAGCCCCGAUCCAGCGAAUACCCCGGCACAGGUUAUCUACCCAGCGCAUCGAAUCCAAUACGCGCAUGGUGCGACUAUCUGGUCUUUGGACUGGCAUCCUCUGGGCCAUAUCUUGGCGUCGGGUUCUAAAGACAACUUUACUCGAUUCUGGUCACGGGCACGACCGGGAGAGACCAGUUAUUUGAAAGACAGAUUCCAUAUCGGUGAGGAGGCGGCCGAAGCUCAAGGAACAUGGAGUCGUGGGUUCGGAAGGCGCCAGAUGCGUGAAGAGGAGGAACAAGAAUUGCAGGAUGAGGCCGAUAGCUUGGUUGAUCAGAAAAAGACCGCCGGACAGUCUCUUCCCGGAAUACAAAUUGCACCCCCUGGUUUUGGCUCUCAACAAGAAGGAUCAGGGUCAUUGUUACCAGGGAUUGGUGCACCCCAGCCUGUACCACAAUCAGGCAUGCCUGGGAUGCCUGGGAUGCCCGAAAUGCACGGAAUGCCGGGAAUGUCUGCGUCCAUGCCUCCUAUGGAUCCCGGGCGUUUGGCCGCGCUUAUGUCUACCCAAAAUCCACCGCCGCACAACAAUUACCCCCCGAACACCGGCAUGCCCGGGUUCCCCAUGCUUCCUGCUAUGUCAGGGACACCGCCGGUGAACAUGGAUCUCGUAGAAAUCCAGAAGCAGCUCAUGUCACAGGGCAUCUCUCCUCAGAAUUUUGCCUCGUUAGCCGCAUCUUUAGGAUCUGGUGGCCUUCCCGGUCUGCAAGGCCAUACACCUGACAACGAGUAUAGACGAUGA
This is a messenger RNA of Aspergillus clavatus NRRL 1, 1848 nucleotides long. Its product is annotated as WD40 repeat domain-containing protein. Lineage: Eukaryota; Fungi; Ascomycota; Eurotiomycetes; Eurotiales; Aspergillaceae. Gene Ontology annotation, cellular component: mRNA cleavage and polyadenylation specificity factor complex. Gene Ontology annotation, molecular function: protein binding. The record is from RefSeq and is a predicted model, not a curated record. Bases 1 to 1848 code for a protein of 615 amino acids. The transcript is spliced from 4 exons.